Molecule: messenger RNA, 1595 nt
Organism: Danaus plexippus (monarch butterfly)
Lineage: Eukaryota; Metazoa; Arthropoda; Insecta; Lepidoptera; Nymphalidae
Product: alpha-tocopherol transfer protein-like
Exons: 7
Coding region: 12-920 (302 amino acids)
Cellular component (GO): membrane
Molecular function (GO): phosphatidylinositol bisphosphate binding
Source: RefSeq, a predicted model, not a curated record
CGAAUGUAAUUAUGAUUUCAUUAGUAAAUGAUAAUAUUUUAGAAUCAAUGAACCAUUUCUUAUUUAUUUUUAACGUAUCCCAGAUGACAGACGUUCAAAAUGUAUUAUAUAUAAAAGAGUGGAUGUCUAAAGAGCCUCACCUGCCUUCGGAUCUUGACGAUGUCGUCAUCACUAAGUUUCUUCACAGUUGUUACGGAAGCCUGGAGAAAACCAAGAAGUGUAUAGACAACUUCUGCUCUACCAGAUCUAGGUUGUCAGAGAUCUAUACUUUGCGAGAUCCUCUGUCCCCUAAUGUACAAACAGCUUUAUCACUAAUGGUUGGCGGAACUUAUGUUUGCGGCAACACUGAAGUUAUAAUAAACAAAUUCGACGAUGCAACCUUAGAAAGGUUCUCAUUCUUCGACAUGCUGAAAGCCCUCUGUAUGACCAUGGAUUACUGGAUCCAGUACCAGCCAUACCUCCUCGACGAACACUUGCUGGUCGUGGACAUGACGAACAUCACCAUGAAAAUUAUACCCAAACUGAAUAUCAUGUAUUUAAGAGAUUUCAUAGUAUUUCUUCUGCAAGGUGUACCUGUACGUGUCAAGAGAAUAGUUGCUGUUAAUGCGCCAUCAUUUUACGAUAAAAUUUACGCCUUUAUAAAACCAGUGUUGCCAGCAGAAGUUUGUGAUAUUAUACAUUUCUACACGGAUUAUAAAAGUCUACACAAAAUUGUCGAUAAGAAACAUUUACCGAUUGAAUAUGGCGGCGAAGGGCAAAGUAUUUAUGAACAAAAUCAAGAAUGGAUACAAAAUUUAGAAAAAAAUAGACAAAUGUUCUUGAAUGAUGACAUGUGGAAAGCGGAUAUGAAAAAGAAAAUGAAGAGCAGCGCUCAGGAUAACACGAUGAAUGGCUCAUUCAGGACCCUGCACAUAGAUUAGGCGGUCAAAAAUAUAUUAACUACUCUAUUUAAAUUUGGAAUAUAAUAAAGAUUUUUUUUAAAUAAAUUAAUUCAAAAUAAUAAUUGUUUACAUAUAGCUGGCUGCAUUGGCAGAAUACACUGUGCAGGUUUCGCACGGAUGAAGUAUGUAUUUAGGUGAAUGGCACUAAGCUAUAAAUGUGUUUAUGUAAUAAAGAAAUAUAAUGUGUAAAUACUGAAUACUCAUAGUUGAGAUAUAUUCAAUUAAAACAAAUCAUACAUAUUUGUUUUAAGCUAUGGCAAUCAUACAAAUUUUAAAUGUGACAACUUUUGUCAAAAUUGAAAUGUUGAAGUUUUAAGUCAUAUAUCUUGGUGUUGUCACAUGUAAAAAUUACAAAUUAACCUGUCAAAAUUAUGCAACUAUUUAUUGUAUAUCUCUUAUAGCAUAGUGUGGAGAUUUUAGCAGUUUUAAAAUAUUAUUUACUAGCAGGUUUGAUAGACGUCGUCCUGUCAAGUCAAAGGUAUCAUCGACUAGGGAGCUGGGUAAAUGCUAGAUACAAUUAGUUCUUAAUGCCGACCAUAGACCGAUCUGUGGUCUGAUUCUGACGGAUAAGAUUAUUUAGCAAAGAGUGUAUAAAGCUAAGGUUACACUAUGAUAAUUUAUGAUAAAGUUAAUAACAACUCUUUUUAUAACUUU